Messenger RNA from Rotaria sordida, 771 nucleotides. The record is from the annotation of a GenBank genome assembly. Lineage: Eukaryota; Metazoa; Rotifera; Eurotatoria; Philodinida; Philodinidae.
AUGGCUAUUCGUGGUUUUUUAACAUUAUUUAUUUUAGCAAUUUUCUAUUCAACAGUUACAGGUCAAGCUAAAACAUGUGAACCAUGUGAUUCAUCGAAAUGUCCAUUAACUUCGGACAAAGAAUGUAUUGCUGGAUUGACACUCGACAGAUGUGGUUGUUGUCAAGUUUGUGCUCAACGUGAAAAUGAGCUAUGUAAUCAUCCUGAAAUCCCAUCAAGCAAACAAUAUGAAGCAUGUGGUGAAAAUCUUCAAUGCAAAGUUCGUGUGAAUACUCGUGGAGGACCACCUGAAGCACGAUGUGAAUGUAAUGAUCAAACAGAAAUGUGUGGUUCGGAUGGAAAAACUUAUCGUAACUAUUGUCAUUUAAUGGAAUCAAGUAAACUUGCUAAAAUCGAACAAAAACCAAUUAUUAAAGUAUUUAAACGUAAACCAUGUGAUUCAGUACCUGAAAUUACUCUUCCACCUGUAAGCGUAUCAAAUAAAACAAACACUAAUGUAUUUUUAACAUGUGAAGUUGCGGGUGUUCCAUUACCUGUUGUUGAAUGGGUAUAUCGAUCAUCUGCUGGAAAACAAAUUGUUUAUCCAACUGAUGAUGAUCGUGUAUCAACAUUGGUUCGCGGUGGACCAAAUGCUCAUGUUGUAACAUCAUGGCUUCAAAUUCAAUCUUUACAACGAAGUGAUGAAGGUACAUAUACAUGUGUUGCAAGCAAUACAUUAGGCAAAGUUGAAAAAUCAUGUACUGUUACUGUAGAAAACGGUCGUGAAUUUUAA